Molecule: messenger RNA, 4033 nt
Organism: Hyalella azteca
Lineage: Eukaryota; Metazoa; Arthropoda; Malacostraca; Amphipoda; Hyalellidae
Exons: 4
Coding region: 783-3293 (836 amino acids)
Source: RefSeq, a predicted model, not a curated record
UACUUGACUGCCUGUCUGCCUCUAGACUUGCCCAAAUCGUUGCUGAAACAAAAAUAUUGAGUAGAAAAUACAUUGACAGAUUUUUGGACCUCAAACAGAUUUUUGGUACUCGCACCAGCCGAGUAGACCCGAAUGUGAUCCUUGGCCCUUCUUGGCCAGUUCAUAAGUGUCAGUUUGACUCAGACCAUCAGGCACCAGGGGAGUAAGAUGUAUGUAGUUUGUUUGAGCAUUUCUUUUCAGGUUUAAACUUUUUUGUGUUGCUCUAGCCCUCAAUAAUGGGUCCAAAGAUUGACAGUGAUAAGAGGAAGACAGAGAGGAAAACAGUACAGAUCAUUACUUAACUGAAGAAGGAAAUUAUAGUAAAAUAUGAAAGUAGUGUAUGAGUGUCUGACCUUGCAUUGCAGUACAAACUGGCAAAGUCAACCAUUUCCACUAUCUUGAAGCAUGAGAAAGUGUUGAGGAAAGCUGAUGUUGCAAUGGGAGUGACAGCAAUUAUUAAGCAAAGGCCUCAGAUAAUGGAAAAUUGGAUAAGUUACUUAUCUUCAUCAAGGAAAAAAAUGUUGGCAGGAGACAGCAUUAGUGAAGCUCUCAUCUGAAAAAAGGCUUUUCAAAUUUAUGGAGAUCUAUUGAGAACUUUUGGAGGUGAAAGUGCUAGUUCAUUUACUUUCAAGGCAAGAAAGGGAUGGUUUGACAAAUUUAGACAUAGAACAGGAAUUCACCUCCACCAAAGAGAGAGCGAAGGGAAAAAACACCUGAAGGUGCGUCACCUACCAUCAUCAUGAAUGGGGAUUCCCCUUCCAAGCAGUAACCCCCUCCAAUCCUCUCCACAACAAUUCCUGUAUGCCAUCAACCACUCUCCAAAAUGUUGUUUCAGGCAUCAACAGGCUCCUAAUGUUGUGAUGGCUAGCUACCCCCAAGAGGACAGUGUUAAAAUGUGCAAACUCUCUGACCUGAGAGUCUGCACACUCUUGUGUGAUAAGUCAGGCCACUGCACUGGAGUAUCUGCAAGUUCAGCAUUGGUGACUGAUGCUUCAUCUCCAGUCUUUGAAAUUCCGGCUGUUUACGUCAAGGAGGAGCCUAGCGAUGAGAUGGAAGUCAUAUCUGUGAAGGAAGAACCCUUCUUGUAUGGUUAUGAGCUUCCAUUAAGUGAAUCUACCAGUCAUGAUAGCAGUGGCCAGACAGCACCCUUUCCAUUACCUAGUGUGCCUUGCAAGACGGAACCUCAACUUCCAACUCAGGACGCCCAUCAAUGCUCAGAGCAAUACAAUGAUUCCUCAUUAACAAAGCUAACUCUUGAUGCUGACAAAUUAAUAAAAAAUAGAUCUGAGUGUGUUGGAACUGGACUAGAAUCAAUAAUGCAUGAAAAUUCGCUCAUUGAUGGACUCUCUACCAAAGAUAGCUGGCAUUCAGUAAAAGCUUCUCCCCCAAAAUCAUCCAGAAUAUCUACACGGAAAAGAAAAGCUGCAUCAAUAAUGCAUCAAAAUUUGCUCAUUGAUGCACCAUCUACCGAAGGCAAAAGGCAUUCAGUAAAAGCUUCUCCCCCAAAAUCAUCCAGAAUAUCUACACGGAAACGAAAAGCUGCAUUUAAUUCCAAUACUUCUAAUGUUGGUCCAUUACCUGUUAAAAAGAAAUGCUGCAGACGAAUCAACGAAAGAACCAAACACCAACCAGAGAAACCCAUCUCAUUGCCUCACAAAACUGUUGAAUCAAAUAUGAAGCUAGAAGCUCCAUCAACUUCAAGUCACGUAUCGGCUUGGAAUGCAUUCAUUAGCGAUGAUAUGGUUACCGCUAUUGUCGAUGCAACAAAUAUAAAGAUCAAACCUAAGAUAAUUGAAACUGUAAACAAGAAGGAACUUUAUUACAUAAGAUAUACUGACUCAGAAGAAAUCAAAGCCUUCAUUGGGCUCUGCUACAUGAGGGGAGCACUUGGUAUAACUCAUCUAAACGCCCAAUUAUUAUUCAGCGAAGUUGUUGGCCCGCCAAUAUUUGUUACUACCAUGUCUGCUAACCGAUUUGGAUUUCUUCUAGAUAAUAUCUGCUUUGACGACAUUAACACCAGGGCCGAUCGACUGCCCUUUGACAAAUUUGCUGCGAUGAGAGAUGUCUUCGAAAUGUUCAACAGGAAUUGCGGAUCUGCGCUUGAUCUCUGCGAUUAUCUUUCUUUAAAUGAAACCGUCUACCCAUGCCGUACGGUUCUCGGGCAAGAAACUCCAAGCAAGCCUGCUCAACCUUGCCUCCAUUUUCAGUCUAUAAACUCGGCGAAAUUUCCAUAUACUUAUCAAACUUUUGUGCCUUGUGGUAAACCUGAAAAAACUCCGGCGCCCUAUCACACCCAGGGUUCUGUGGCGAUUGCAAAAAGAUUAAUUGAUGACUUGGGAAAAUAUUCUAAUUUAGAAAGUGUAAAUAUUAUUAUUUACGGGCUGAACCCUAAUGUGGAACUUUGUGAAUGGCUUCUAAAUAAGAAAAUCAAUGUUCUUAAAACCACGUUGCCCAACCACAAAAAUAAUAAAACGACAUUUCUUCAGAAGAGGGAAGGGUUUUCCUACAACUUGAUCACUUUGAAAACCAACAAGAAACCCUCAUUCCACUCGCAGGUUGCUAGCGUAAAAGCAUGGAACGAUCAAGGUGAGCAGCUUCCAUCUACGCCUUGCCGCCUGGAAUCAGCUACAGCCGAUGAUCAGGAUAGGAAAAAAGAUGUAGAAAUUGUAGGUACAAGAAUUAGAUCCUACUCAACAAACACUAAACCCAAACGAUGGACCUUAUCAGUGCUUUCAUACAUGCUCGACACAGCUCGAGCUAAUGCCCAGGUUUUGUGGGAACGGAAUGAACACAAAAGCCCUAAUAGCACCAACUCAUUCAAAUUUUUAUUCCAAUUGGCAACUGAUCUCGUCCAUGAUCAUAUCAGCAAACAAAACAAAAAUUACCUCACCUCAAUAACACAAAAAAUUGCAGCAUACUUGAGUGUUCACAGCGAAAGCCAUACUUCAGAACUGUCAGAGACAGAAGCAUUAACAGCAGCAUCGCUCAGCAGAGGAGUAGAGCCUGGAAACUCCAUCGCUGCUACCGACGCAACCUUCUCCGACUCUCCCGCUACGAACGUGACUACACCGGUUACAAGGAAGCGAUGUUUCAAAUGCGUCGAGGAGAAAUGUCGCAUCAUGGUAGCUGAGGAAAGAAAGAAGAAGCAAGCAGCGAUGAGCCGAGUUACGACUGCGUGCAAGAUGUGCCACAAAGCUGUUUGUAAGCAACACUUCGAACCUAUUUGUGUAGACUGUUCGCUAACUAAUAAAUAAUAGCGUUGUAUGCACGUGUCUUCGAAAUAUUGCUUUUUCACUUUUAGCUCGCAUUCUUUUUCAUAUUAUAAGUACGGUAUUCAUUUUUAAUUUGAGCCAUCGGGAAACUUUUCCAUAUUAUAUGUAGGGUACUCAUUUGGAAUUUGUGCUAUCGGAAAAACGAGGGAAAAUGAAAGUUUUAGAAAUAAUAAUGUGAUUAAACUUACCUUAUGAAAAAAAUCGGUUAUAAAUGUUGGUAGGAAGAAACUCCAACCAGUAUAAAUUCAAGAUUACAAAAGGGUAUAUACAGAUACUGCGUGUUUACCCGAGGCGAUUAGUGUUGGGGAAUUGGCAUUGUCAUUGUAUUAUAAAUUUCUUUUACUAUUAAGUUCAAAGUUGUGGUUAUACGCAGACGCAGGAAAUAACAGUUUAUAAUAAAAAUGAAGAUGUAUUUACUUCCCCUGAAAGUGAAAUUUGGUCUUACCCGUUUAUGCAAUAUGCAUGCAUAGUGCAGCUUGCACUCUAGUAUCAUAUCAUAUCACAGUUAUGGCGACGCUGAAGAACAGGCCAGUUGUUAACAGAAGAUCUAAAAACAUAUCCUUUGACCUGAUAUUUUCCAAACUGACAAUAGUUUGAAAUAGCUACUAAACUUCCACCGGGUUCGAUAUGGUGCUAUGCGUUUCACGUAUGAAGAUAUAUUUCUCCAAACCUUUAUCUAGUCUGUUCCUGAACGCGUUCAUACUCGGAGCGCCAACGAUGUA